Molecule: messenger RNA, 546 nt
Organism: Cryptococcus amylolentus CBS 6039
Lineage: Eukaryota; Fungi; Basidiomycota; Tremellomycetes; Tremellales; Cryptococcaceae
Product: 60S ribosome subunit biogenesis protein nip7
Exons: 4
Coding region: 1-546 (181 amino acids)
Biological process (GO): ribosomal large subunit biogenesis; ribosome assembly
Cellular component (GO): nucleus; nucleolus; preribosome, large subunit precursor
Molecular function (GO): RNA binding
Source: RefSeq, a predicted model, not a curated record
AUGCGGCCCUUAACAGAAGAAGAAACAAAGUCCGUCUUUGAGAAGCUCGCCAACUACAUCGGCAAAAACCUCGUGCACCUCAUCGACCGCGACGAAGACGACGAGUACUGCUUCCGUCUCCACAAAGACCGUGUCUACUACCUCCCCCUCCCCAUGCUGCACUUUGCCACCUCUGUUGCCCGGCCCAACCUCGUCUCCCUCGGCACGUGCUUUGGCAAGUUUUCAAAGACUGGAAAGUUCAAGCUGGGUAUCGCGAGUUUGGAUUAUCUGGCAAAGUAUGCCAAGUACAAGGUGUGGAUCAAACCCUCCGGAGAACUUCCUUUCCUGUACGGCAACCACGUCGCCAAAGCCCACCUCGGUCGUAUAACAGAAGACACCCCCGAACACCAAGGUGUUGUAGUGUACAACAUGUCCGAUGUGCCAUUAGGCUUUGGCGUGACUGCCCGAUCGACGCUGGAUACCCGAAAACUCGACCCUACUGGUAUUAUCGUGUUCCACCAGGCGGAUGUUGGAGAGUUCUUGCGUGAUGAGGAUACCAUGUUCUAA